AUGCUUCGUCCCAGUCACCUCGCAUUGGCGCUUACGCUUUCCACCGCUGUCGCCGCCAGCGAAUGGCACAAGUGUCCGCUCUUCUCGCAUGUCGGCAAUGAGACGUACGCGGUCGACAACUACCCGCGCUAUAGCAACGCCACGGCCGAGUGCCUCGAACUCCAAGUGCCAGUUUGCUACCCAGGCGUCUGCACGAGCGACAAGACGCUCAGCGUCUUUAUCAAGCGCAUCCCCGCACUCCACCCGACGACGCCCAGCAAAGCCGUGUGGCUGAUGCAAGGCGGCCCCGGCGCGCCGUCCGAUGCCAUGGAAAGCUCGAUGGUCGGGAUAUUCGCAGCCGCCAACGGCACGAUGAGCCUCUACACGAUGGACCAUCGCGGCGUUGGCCGCAGCUCGCCGCUUUCAACCCACUGCCCCGAGCUGCGCGACGAGAGCGUCAUGACUGAGGACACGGCCGUUGCUGCUGCCUAUUCCAACUGUUUUCAAAAGCUCAAGGAUCGCUAUGGCGCGGACGCGCCCAAGGGCUUCUCGGUCACGAGCGCGGCGACCGACCUCGCGACGAUCAUUUCGAGUCCGCUGCUCGCUGCGGACGAUGUUUACGUCUACGGCGUGAGCUACGGCACGUACUUGGUCGAACGACUCAUGCACCUCGCACCCAAGAACGUCAAGGGCUACGUCCUCGAUAGCAUGCUGGCCGAGAGCCCGUUGAGCACGUACAGCGACUGGGACCGUGACGUGGCCACUGUCGAAAAAACCUACUAUGGCCUCUGCGACCGCGACCCCGUCUGCUCGUCCAAGAUUGGCCCCAAUUCGAAGCAAUUUGCUUUUGAUUUGUACAAAAAGCUCGACGCCAAUGACACGGCAUGUGCCCAGACCAUCUACGCGGCCAAGGGCCUCCCGUCCGACUUUCUCGGGAGCAUGUUUUCCGGCAUGAUCACCAGCUACACCCAGCGCAACUUGAUCCCGGCCAUCCUCUACCGCCUCUCGCAGUGCGUCAAGGACAUUGGCACGCAAGACCGCUUCCUCAACGGCCUGCUUGGCUCGCCCACGGACGAGACGAGCGACGACCGCGGGGACAUUGUGCCGGGCGACACGCAGACGGGCGAGUCGGCAACCGACGACCUUCUCUACAACAACAUUGUCUUCAACGAGAUCUGGGAGCUGCCGUCGCCGUCAUUCAAGCGCCUCCGCGACGACGCCACCAAGAUCUCGUGGCGCGGGUCGCCUAGCGACGUCACCAAGGUCAACCUCUUCAAGUUUUGCGCGUUCCGUGGCCACUCGGACCCCGUCUGCCACGACCUGGGGCUUGACGAGCCAAAGCAAACGUUCGCGUACGCUCAUGACCAAUACUGGAACAAGACGGCAGCGAUCCCGGCCGGCGCGAGCGCCCUCUUGCUCUCGGGCGGCAUUGACAUUCAGACGAUCCCAGAGUACGCGGUGAUUGAGAACACAACGAUGGUCGGCGACAAGAAGCUCCUUUUGCAGUUCCCGUUUGGCGGCCACAGCAUCAUUUCGACGACGCCCACCGAUACCAACCGUUCCGCGAACACCUGCGGCAUGGACAUCCUCAACAUGUACCUCCAGUCGGGCGGCAACCUCAAGGCCAUCAAGACCGACUGUAUGGAAAACGUCCAGCCCCUUGAUUUCACGCUCAUCCACGACGAGGCCAAGGCCCUCGAGCUCUUUGGCAACACGACCGAUCUCUUUGGCGAUGAAGAGCGCCGUGUGCGGGCGGUCGUGCAGAGCGAAAUCGCCAAGGCGGACGCCAAGCACAGCACCGAGACGAUUGCGCUCACCGGCGGCUUGGUCGCGUGCGUGCUUGCCGUCAUGGGCAUGGCUGUGUACGUCAAGAAGCAGCAGCGCGCGCUGGCCAAGGACAAUACGGCGGCGGUCGAGUCAGAAGUCAAGGACGCCAAGGAAGAUAACGCCAAGGAGGAAUCCGCCUCGGACGACGCUACGGUCGCCCAGGUCUAA
Molecule: messenger RNA, 1974 nt
Organism: Saprolegnia parasitica CBS 223.65
Lineage: Eukaryota; Oomycota; Saprolegniomycetes; Saprolegniales; Saprolegniaceae
Exons: 5
Coding region: 1-1974 (657 amino acids)
Source: RefSeq, a predicted model, not a curated record